AUCUAGCUCCUCUCCUCUCCUCUCCUCUCCAGUCCAUAUAUCAGAUCUUGACACGUUGGCUAUUACAAAGUCAAAGCGCUCAAAUUGACGAUCUAGCAGAGCAGAGAGGCGAGGUGCAUCACCCAGCGAUAGACAGACAUACAGACAAAUAUAAAAAUAAAACGAACACUGUGAAGACUGGAGGAAUCGUCUCUUGUUAUAUGUGUCUAAAAUUGAUAAUAACUCUUGAUUCCGCACCCUUUUGGAUUCUCUUGAUUUUAAUUAAUGCAUGAAAGCUCAACCAUUGGUUUUAUAUGAUGACAAAUGUCAAGAUCCGGAAACAGAGUGGCCUCUUCCGUCCGUGUGAGAGCGUCAUUGCAGAGGCUUAAAUCAUCUCCCUCAGAGUUUUGAUAACUGUGCUUUGCAAAUAUAGGAGGUAGGUAAGGGAAUGAGAAGUCCACGGAAUCUUGAGGUGUGGAAGAUGGGCGUUGUCAACUACUUGGAUGCACUUAAGCUGCAGGAGAAGCUGGUAUCUUAUAGAAAAAUUUGUAAGAUUCCAGAUACUCUCCUGUCCCUGCAACAUCCUCCAACAUAUACCCUUGGCAAACGGAGAACUGAUCACAAUUUGUUAAUACCUGUGUCUGAAUUGAAACAAAUAGGAGCUGAACUUCAUUAUACACAAAGGGGAGGAGACAUUACAUUUCAUGGUCCUCGUCAAGCCAUCUUAUACCCUGUUAUUUCUCUUCGGGAAAUUGGGCUUGGUGCUAGGAAUUAUGUAGAGAAACUAGAGUUAACUAUGAUUGAAUUAGCAUCCUUGUAUGGUGUGAAAGCUUGUGCUGGACAAAAGGGUGAGACAGGGGUUUGGGUUGGAGACAGAAAGAUUGGUGCAAUUGGUGUCCGGAUAUCGUAUGGAGUAACCUCUCAUGGGUUGGCAUUCAACAUUGAUCCUGACUUGAAGUAUUUUAAACAUAUUGUACCUUGCGGGAUUGGAGAUAAAGAAGUUACAUCUUUGAGAAGGGAGACAGGUGCUGUGCUUCCUGCUGAAGAAGUAAUUCGUGAGCAGUUAAUUUCUUGUUUUGCAAGACUUUUUGGUUAUAGUAGUAUCACAUGGAAGGAGAGUCCCUUGAUAUUGUCCGAUAAUGAAGAAAUUGAGUGAGUUGUAACUUAUAGUACGUGAAAUGAUUUCACUAUGUAACCUCUGAUUAAUAUAUUCAUGGGAGAAAGUUAAUCAAAAUUGUUGGUUUU
Molecule: messenger RNA, 1224 nt
Organism: Theobroma umbraticum
Lineage: Eukaryota; Viridiplantae; Streptophyta; Magnoliopsida; Malvales; Malvaceae
Gene: LIP2
Product: lipoyltransferase 2
Biological process (GO): protein lipoylation
Molecular function (GO): lipoyl(octanoyl) transferase activity
Source: RefSeq, a predicted model, not a curated record